AUGAGCAACAUAAGCAUGGUUGAGGCAAAGCUUCCACCAGGGUUCAGGUUUCAUCCUAGAGAUGAAGAGCUUGUGUGUGAUUACUUGAUGAAGAAGGUUACUCAUAGUGAUUCUCUUCUCAUGAUUGAUGUUGAUCUUAACAAGUGUGAACCAUGGGAUAUUCCUGAAGCGGCAUGUGUAGGAGGAAAAGAAUGGUAUUUUUAUACACAAAGAGAUCGAAAAUACGCAACAGGUCUACGCACAAAUCGCGCAACUGCGUCGGGGUAUUGGAAGGCCACCGGAAAAGACAGAUCUAUCCUUCGCAAGGGCACUCUUGUUGGCAUGAGGAAAACAUUAGUGUUCUAUCAAGGAAGGGCACCAAAAGGAAGAAAAACUGAAUGGGUUAUGCAUGAGUUUCGCAUUGAAGGUCCUCAUGGCCCUCCCAAAUUUUCUUCUUCUAAGGAAGAUUGGGUAUUGUGUAGGGUAUUCUACAAAAACAGAGAAGUGGCCACAAAAGCAAGCAUGGGCAGUUGCUAUGAUGACACAGGCUCAUCCUCACUUCCAGCAUUAAUGGAUUCAUACAUCAGUUUUGAUCACCAAGCUCAGUUCCACACAGAUGAAUAUGAGCAAGUGCCCUGCUUCUCCAUUUUCUCUCAAAACCAAACCAAUCCCUUGUUCAACCAUACAACAACAAACAUGGAACCAAAACUACCUACCAUCAACAAUCCAACUACUACAUUUGGAGGAGCACCUUAUAGCCUAGAUCCUAUGUCUUGUGAUAGAAAAGUUCUAAAAGCUGUUUUGAGUCAACUCUCAAAAAUGGAAAGAAACACUCUUGAUGAUAAUAAUCAAAAUCUAAAAGGCUCAUCACCUAGCUUGGGUGAAGGAAGUUCUGAGAGUUACUUAUCUGAAGUGGCUAUGCCCCAUAUGUGGAAUAGUUACUAA
This is a messenger RNA of Lathyrus sativus (Indian pea), 924 nucleotides long. The record is from the annotation of a GenBank genome assembly. NCBI's taxonomy places the organism in Eukaryota, Viridiplantae, Streptophyta, Magnoliopsida, Fabales, Fabaceae.